This is a messenger RNA of Cuscuta campestris, 2115 nucleotides long. The record is from the annotation of a GenBank genome assembly. Lineage: Eukaryota; Viridiplantae; Streptophyta; Magnoliopsida; Solanales; Convolvulaceae.
CUAACCGAUUGACCCAAUUGACAGGUCUCAUUGUAAAUGGAGAAGCCCAAAAAUGUACUUAGAGUACUCAGUAAAAUUUUGGGUGUUCCAUUACGGUUUACCCCCACCAGUAAAUUAGAGAGAGCUAAGUUUCAACGGAAAGGGGAGAGAUCGACGGGCGGUCGGGCGUAGGAGGGUUUAGGCCGGCCACGAGCACCGGAGUUUUCCUGCUUUCAGUUCUACCAAGCGGUUCAGCUGAGUCUCUAACCCUCCUCUUUCUUUAUCGAUGUAUUUGAUUUCAAGGUUGGCUAGGCCUCUGAGCUUAAUGCGCGCUCAGAUUUCUACCAAAACAGCGUUGCCAUUAGGAAAAUCAUUGACGAUUUCAUCGCCAUGCCAUCAUCUAAACACCCAUUUCCUGCUCUACCCCCCGUCUGAAAAGCAUAAAGCUGUUUAUCUCUCUAAGGUUGACCUCUAUGCUCUCCUUAAGCAGACACCAGGACACCUCAAAGAUUUAGUCUUUAAAUUUCUGACAGAAAAGAACGUUAUGGUCGACUACAAUGACUAUACUCAUAGGCUUGAGUCGUCGGUGUUGGUACAAUACCCACCGAAGUGCUUCUUUGAACCUAUUAGUGAUGACUAAGAGGUGGUUUUGUACACAGAUGCGUCUGCCAGAGAGCGGCUCCAGUGUUUUUUUAUAGGGGCUGUUAUUCUGAAUCAUGUUGAUGGCAUGGGAUGGAUGGAACAGAACUUAUCCCAGCAGAUUACGGCGAAGAACAUACAUGAAGCCGAAUCUUUGGCCUCCAAAUUUGGCCUCCAGUCUCUAAUGAACCAAAACAUGAACUUAAAAGUUCUACAUUUGUCUGAUUCCGAGACUCACAUUCGACGUCUUAAGAAGUUUGCAGUUACUGCCGAUUUAGCACUUUUUACGUUCUGGAGUGACAUUUUCGAUAUUAUGCUGCAGUUCCGACACUUGACGUGCGAAGCCAUCUACCGGGAGGGCAAUUUGGCUCAUUACCCGGCGAAUGUACAUAGGUUGGAGGCUAAUUUAGGCCUCGAUGGUGAAGAUGGCAAUCUUAUUAGAAAACGGGAUAUCUUAAAGCAUACCUAUGAGGGUUUAGUUGGUGAAUUUCUAAGAGGAGAUCCGUAUUUUGUUUUCAGGUAUAAGGGUAUUGAUCCGCUCAUCCCCCCAACAAAAGGAGAAGCGGGAUCUUGUUUGAGCUUUGGUGAUUAUGCAAGUUGGAGAAAGAUUCCAAUCUGCCUACCUCAACUAUUCAGUAGAAUGAACACUAAGAAUAAAGAUUUCAAGAGUGCUGCGCUCGAGAAAGAUUUAGAACUCUUGUGCCAAGAAAUAAAUUUUGCAAACUGGGCUUCAGAAGGAGCAGUGAACUGGUUCAUUGGUGAACUCUUUUCCCCUCAUUUGACAAACUUGCUUGAUUCUAUCAAGUCACAUCUGGAAAAAUAUGAGGAGAUAGGGGAGUUGAUUUGCUUAUGUGUCAGAGAAGUGAGUAUUGUGAAGGUGGCUACUCUGCUACACCUAGGAGGGAAAGGUUCGGUGGCUGUGGACUUUGCUCAGACACGCCAGUGUGUAGCGAAUGAGAUGGGGAAGUUGAUUGACAAAGAGGUGCGACAGUUGGGCAAGUUCUCAGCUGAUAAAGAAAAAAUGGUGUUUAUGUUGAGAUUACUUGAAGUUUUUUGAGAAGUUUGGUGGUACUCCCUACAAAUUCAUUCAGAGUGGACAAACAUUUAAGCUGAAAGAAAAAGAUCAUCCGGAGAUUGUACGCUUGCUUUCGGUUCCGGAUAUCACCUUCCCCUCCUCAAAACGGUAUGGGAGAUUUGUUUUGUAUCGUUAUCAAGUAAUGACACAUUGUUUUGUUUAUGCAAUGUUAAAUUAGCGCGCUGUUGGCUACAGCUUUGAAGUUGUUUUUGGAAACAAUCUCCAGUUGCCUAGGCUGUAAAUUUAAAAAUUGUCCAUGAAACUUUUCGACCAUAUACAAAUAUAUAUAUAUUCAUUACGAUUUGAAUAAGUGUAGUUAGUUUUAUGUAGCAGUAGUAGUAUUUUAAAACAGCUCAACUUUUGUCACUAUCCAUCCAGUGGUGGAAUACAAUGGAAAUGGGAAAUGGCAAGACCCUAUAAUA